This is a messenger RNA of Benincasa hispida (wax gourd), 804 nucleotides long. NCBI's taxonomy places the organism in Eukaryota, Viridiplantae, Streptophyta, Magnoliopsida, Cucurbitales, Cucurbitaceae. The record is from RefSeq and is a predicted model, not a curated record.
AUGGGUGCUACUAUUGGCAUUGAUAUUCAAGACAGAAAGGGAACUGAGAAUCAGGUGGCUAACCACCUGUCUAGGCUAGAAAAUCAAGAAAUGCAAGAUCAAGAAAGUGAAAUCAAAUACGCAUUUCCUGAUGAAAGCUUGUUCAGAGUUGAAAGCAGGGAACCUUGGCAUAAGUUCGCUACCGCCUACCACCCACAAACAAACGGUCAAGCUGAGGUAUCCAAUCGGGAAAUAAAAUCUAUCCUGGAGAAAGUUGUCAACGCAUCGCUGAAAGACUGGGAGCUGAAUGAAGCACUCUGGGCCUACAGGACUGCCUACAAGACCCUCAUAGGUAUGUCUUCAUACUCUCUAGUAUUUGGAAAAGCUUGUCACUUACCCCUAGAGUUGGAGCACAAGGCUUUUUGGGCAGUUAAGAAGCUAAAUUUGAACUUGGACGCCGCGGGCAAUCAACACAAACUUCAGCUCAAUGAGCUUGAAGAGUGGCGAUUGAACGCAUACGAGAACAACAAGCUCUAUAAGGAAAAGACAAAACGUUGGCACGACCAACACAUCAUUAAGAAAGAGUUUGUUGUUGGCCAAAAAGUUCUUUUAUUCAAUUCACGAUUGCGUUUGUUCCCAGGGAAGUUAAAGUCCAGGUGGUCAGGACCAUUCAUCAUUAAAAUAGUCUUUUCUCAUGGAGCAGUAGAAUUAACACGGGAGGAUGGCAUCCACGUGUUCAAAGUAAAUGGCCAAAGAGUGAAGCCAUACUUUGAAGAUGACAUAGAACGUCAAAAGUCAUCUCUCACACUACGCGAAGCCAGCUGA